Messenger RNA from Melampsora larici-populina 98AG31, 840 nucleotides. RefSeq lists its product as uncharacterized. Lineage: Eukaryota; Fungi; Basidiomycota; Pucciniomycetes; Pucciniales; Melampsoraceae. Gene Ontology annotation, biological process: autophagy; peptidyl-serine phosphorylation. Gene Ontology annotation, molecular function: protein serine/threonine kinase activity; ATP binding. The transcript has a single exon. Bases 1 to 840 code for a protein of 279 amino acids. Gene Ontology annotation, cellular component: cytoplasm. The record is from RefSeq and is a predicted model, not a curated record.
AUGGCUCUAACCCCCCAGUACGAUCGUUCUGAUUUCUCUCUAGAAGAUUGCCCUCAUGAGAACACUGAACCUCUCUCUCCUGACGACUUUGAAAUUCUCAAACAGAUCGGAUCAGGUGGAUUUGGCUCAGUUCACAAAGCAAUCUACAAACGUGAUCGAUCUUCUUGGGCGAUCAAAAAGUUGGAGAGGUUCACUGAAGGAACAAGUAAUAUUUUAAUGAUCAUGAAUGAAAUUGCUUUGCUUGACGCAGUCGAUCAUCCAAACAUCAUCCAGCUCUUUGGAUUUUAUCUAACUGAUGAAGACAUUCACCUGGUUCUAGAACUUGCUCCCAAAGGUGAUCUAGGCCAUAUGUUAUUCAGAGGAAACUUUUCUGAAAGCAAAGCGAAGCAUUUUGUCUUGCAGAUUGCUGAAGCUCUUGAAUAUUUACACGAAAAUCAAAUAAUCCAUCGAGAUGUCAAAACUCUCAAUGUUUUAUUGAUGAACGACGAUCAAAUCAAACUAACUGACUUUGGUACAGCUACGGUGGUUGAUUCGUCUGGAUCUACUCGCGGUGACGUUGGUACUCCCUAUAGCAGAGCUCCAGAAAUCAUCUUGAAACAAUCUUACUCGAAGAAUGUUGAUUGGUGGUCGCUUGGAGUGCUUCUAUACGAAUUAGUCACUGGUCAACAACCUUUUCAUGAAGGUAUGUCUCAAAUUUUUCACUUCUCAUCACUUCUUAAUCUUCUUGAUCUGUUGUCUCAUUUAACUGAUCUCACUUUUUGUGUUUGUUUUGAUAGGUUACGGUCAAGACAGUUUAGAGCACAAUAUCUUAACUUCAGAAGUUUUUUUUUAUUCCGCUGA